UUCAUCAACACAAAAGGAAAUGCAUGAGUAUUGAUGUUUUGCUUAACUACUUCUCUUGAAUAGCUGUGGUUAGUGCUUACUGUUUGAUACCCUGUAAAAAGUAUUAUCUAUAAUGUAUAGAUAGAGAAGAAGAUUAUUUCCUCAAUGACCACAAAGUGCCACUUGUCAACCAGAUCAGUUUUGUUUUUUUGAGAGGGAGUUUUGCUCUUGUUGCCCAAGCCGGAGUGCAAUGGCACAAUCUCAGCUCAAUGCAACCUCCGCCUCCUGGGUUCAAGCGAUUCUCCUGCUUCAGCCGCCCUAGUAGCUGGGAUUACAGGUGCCCGCCACCACGCCCAGCUAAAUUUUUUGUAUUUUUAAUAGAGACAAGGUUUCACUAUGUUGGCCAGACUGGUCUCGAACUCCUGACCUCAGGCUAUCCACCCGCCUCAGCCUCCCAAAGUGUUGGGAUUGCAGGCGUGAGCCACCGCACCUGGCAGAUCAGUUUUUUAUGUACACUGCUGGACAAACAGUAUUUUGGACUGACUCAUUGUAGCUUUGGAAAUGUUUGGAUUUUUUAAUAGCUUUAACCCUUCUUGACCAAAAUUCCCCUAUAAUGGCUGCUUAGAUUUGGAUGAAAACUCAACAGCUUUAUUUUUUAAAAGUUUGAUAGCUUUAUAAAUGCUUUUUUAAAAAAUUCCGGAUGUGAAAAUAUUUAUGUUUGUAGUUAAGAUUGACUCAAGUGGGACUCUAGAUCGGUGGAUUCCAAUAGAAAUGUUUCUUCAGAGAUGAUUAUUAAAUAAUGGGAUGGACUAAACAAAGAAGGUGCCCCCCCCGCAAAAAAAAGAUAUAUAUACAUAGAACUAACUUUCCGGUAAACUAAGCAAAUUCCACGAGGAAUGCAAAGAUGACCAUUUUUGAAGGUAGGAAUUUAAAUUGGGUUUAGAUAACAAAUAACGGGUUGUAGACAACUUACCCAUAAUCCCCCCUUCCCCCAAGCACUAGGCAGUGAAGUUAGACUUCUGGAUUCCACCUCCACGCUCACCGCGCGGCACUAUGCAAUCUUCGGUUAGUUACCAGGUCUAAGUUAGGCUUCUGGAUUCCAACUCCACGCUCCACCGCGCGGAACUAUGCAAUCUUGAGUUAGCUACCGGGUCUAAGUUAGGCUUCUAGAUUCCAAAUCCACGCUCCACUGCGCGGUAACUACAUAAUCUUGGGCUAGUUUACCAGCUCUAAGACUUAAUUUUGCCAUAUGCAAGAUGGAGAUAACAUCCAACUCCUGCUGUGUGAGGAUUACGUGAAUCCUUGCAGAAUGUGGCUCAGUGCCUGGGACAUAGUAAGCGGUCUACGGCUUCUGCUAGCAUAACGCUGUUAGUUUCUCUCUUCCUCCUACAUCUACCUAUCUCACCCAAGGUCCUGCGCUAAGCAGGGGCCUCCAAGCUGGGACGCAGCCCUUACUCUCAGGGUCAGCGCCGGCUGGGAAGGCCGCGACCUAACCAGGAGAUUACGAACAAUAUCACCAGGGCCACAGCGGAGCUCCUGCCAAGUCAAGCAACUCAUGGAACCAACGGAGGCGAAGUCCGAAUACCUAGGCAACCCUAACCUAAAAGUGUUUUUAACGUUCUCAGGUCCUAUAAUUUACCCAAAUAAAGUGGGACCGUAUUUGCAGGCGCUGAGAAACUUUCUCAACAGUAAGAACCAAUCAGGCGCAGUGCGCAGGCGCCUUCAGUGGGUCCUGGGUCCGCCUCUUCCGCCCGGUGCGGGCGCCGAUUGGUCCGCGUGGACACAUAAGAGGCUGCGUAUAGGCGAGAGAGCCCUUUUCCUCAGCUGCCGCCAAGGUGCUCGGUCCUUCCGAGGAAGCUAAGGCCGCGUUGGGGUGAGGCCCUCACUUCAUCCGGCGACUAGCACCGCGUCCGGCAGCGCCAGCCCUACACUCGCCCGCGCCAUGGCCUCUGUCUCCGAGCUCGCCUGCAUCUACUCGGCCCUCAUUCUGCACGACGAUGAGGUGACAGUCACGGAGGAUAAGAUCAAUGCCCUCAUUAAAGCAGCCGGUGUAAAUGUUGAACCUUUUUGGCCUGGCUUGUUUGCAAAGGCCCUGGCCAACGUCAACAUUGGGAGCCUCAUCUGCAAUGUAGGGGCCGGUGGACCUGCUCCAGCAGCUGGUGCUGCACCAGCAGGAGGUCCUGCCCCCUCCACUGCUGCUGCUCCAGCUGAGGAGAAGAAAGUGGAAGCAAAGAAAGAAGAAUCCGAGGAGUCUGAUGAUGACAUGGGCUUUGGUCUUUUUGACUAAACCUCUUUUAUAACGUGUUCAAUAAAAAGCUAAACUUUA
Molecule: messenger RNA, 2305 nt
Organism: Pan troglodytes (chimpanzee)
Lineage: Eukaryota; Metazoa; Chordata; Mammalia; Primates; Hominidae
Gene: RPLP1
Product: ribosomal protein lateral stalk subunit P1
Exons: 4
Coding region: 1922-2266 (114 amino acids)
Biological process (GO): cytoplasmic translation; translational elongation
Cellular component (GO): ribosome; cytosolic large ribosomal subunit
Molecular function (GO): structural constituent of ribosome; protein kinase activator activity; ribonucleoprotein complex binding
Source: RefSeq, a predicted model, not a curated record